GCAAUGACAUCCGCACAUGCAGUCAGCAACGCGAACGUCAAUGAGGAGCUACCUCGUCCCACGGCGCAACGCACCAAGUCAGCGCGCCAUCUGCGUAUCCCGACGGCCGACACAGGCGAGACUCAGGAUGUCCAGAAAUUCCCCAACUUUGCGCCGCCUACCCGUCGCGAGGCUCAAGGCGAGGACCAGGAAGACCUUGAUAAGGAUUUCGACGUCCAUGGGUUCGAUCAUCCAAGCACGUACGAACACCAGCAGUGGGUGUGGCUCCCGCGGGACCCGCUCGGAAUUAGUCAUCUGUUGGUGAAAGAGCUCUGCGCGGCGGGCGUUGAGGCGAGCGACGAGGGUGCUGACAUGGAUGAGAAGGGCACAGUUGAGGCCACGAGGAACCCACCGGAUCAGGACUGGGAGGGUGGGCGCGAUGCAUAGAUUCAAGUCAAUUUAAGUUGUUAUAACGUGUUAUACCACACUGACAAUGAGAAUUACAUGUGAUUUCAA
This is a messenger RNA of Phanerochaete carnosa HHB-10118-sp, 495 nucleotides long. RefSeq lists its product as uncharacterized. NCBI's taxonomy places the organism in Eukaryota, Fungi, Basidiomycota, Agaricomycetes, Polyporales, Phanerochaetaceae. The transcript has a single exon. The record is from RefSeq and is a predicted model, not a curated record. Bases 4 to 426 code for a protein of 140 amino acids.